UCCGGGCACUUAGGGCAGGAUGAACGCUGCUUUCCAAGAUGGCGACGGAGGGAGGAGGGAAGGAGAUGAACGAGAUUAAGACCCAAUUCACCACUCGGGAAGGUCUGUACAAGCUGCUGCCGCACUCGGAGUACAGCCGGCCCAACCGGGUGCCCUUCAACUCGCAGGGAUCCAACCCCGUCCGCGUCUCCUUCGUAAACCUCAACGACCAGUCUGGCAACGGCGACCGCCUCUGCUUCAAUGUGGGCCGGGAGCUCUACUUCUAUAUCUACAAGGGGGUCCGCAAGGCUGCUGACUUGAGUAAACCAAUAGAUAAAAGGAUAUACAAAGGAACACAGCCUACUUGUCAUGACUUCAACCACCUAACAGCCACAGCAGAAAGUGUCUCUCUCCUAGUGGGCUUUUCCGCAGGCCAAGUCCAGCUUAUAGAUCCAAUCAAAAAAGAAACUAGCAAACUAUUUAAUGAGGAAAGACUAAUAGACAAGUCACGCGUAACCUGUGUCAGAUGGGUUCCUGGUUCGGAAAGCCUUUUCCUAGUGGCCCAUGCGAGUGGGAGCAUGUACUUGUAUAACGUGGAGCACACUUGUGGCACCACAGCCCCCCACUACCAGCUUCUGAAGCAGGGCGAGAGCUUUGCCGUACACACUUGCAAGAGCAAAUCCACGAGGAACCCUCUCCUUAAGUGGACAGUGGGCGAGGGGGCCCUCAACGAGUUUGCUUUCUCCCCAGAUGGCAAGUUCCUGGCCUGCGUGAGCCAGGACGGCUUUUUGCGGGUGUUCGACUUUGACUCGGUGGAGCUGCACGGCACAAUGAAGAGCUACUUCGGAGGCUUGCUGUGCGCGUGCUGGAGCCCGGACGGCAGGUACAUUGUGACGGGCGGCGAGGACGACCUGGUGACCGUCUGGGCUUUCGGGGACUGCCGAGUGAUCGCUCGAGGCCACGGGCACAGGUCCUGGGUCAGCGUCGUGGCGUUUGACCCCUACACCACUAGCGUGGAGGAGAGCGACCCCAUGGAGUUCAGUGGCAGUGACGAGGACUUCCAGGACCUCCUCCAUUUUGGCCGAGACCGGGCCAACAGUACCCAGUCCCGGCUGUCCAAACGGAACUCUGCCGAGAGCCGCCCCGUCAGUGUGACGUACCGGUUCGGCUCGGUGGGCCAGGACACGCAGCUCUGCCUCUGGGACCUCACGGAAGACAUCCUUUUCCCUCACCAGCCCCUCUCGAGAGCAAGGACACACACCAAUGUCAUGAACGCCACGAGCCCUCCUGCCGGCAGCACAGGGAACAGUGUCGCGGCGCCCGGCAACUCCGCGCCCCCGCCCCUGCCCCGCUCCAACAGCCUCCCCCAUUCCACCGUCUCCAGCGCCGGCAGCAAGAGCAGCGUGGCCGACGGCGCCCUCGCUGCUGGGGUCAGCAAAUUCGCGACGCUCUCCCUGCACGACCGGAAGGACAGGCACCAUGAGAAAGACCACAAGCGAAACCACAGCAUGGGACACAUUUCUAGCAAGAGCAGCGACAAACUGAACCUGGUUACUAAAGCCAAAACGGACCCAGCUAAAACCCUGGGGACGCCCCUGUGUCCUCGGAUGGAAGACGUUCCCUUGUUAGAGCCACUCAUCUGUAAAAAGAUAGCACAUGAGAGACUGACUGUGUUAAUUUUUCUUGAAGACUGUAUAGUCACUGCUUGUCAGGAGGGAUUUAUUUGCACAUGGGGAAGGCCUGGUAAAGUGCUCGAGACUCGCACACUGGCCGUGUGUCCGCGGACGUGAAAUAAACACGAGCGAAUGAGCUGUGCGUGUAGACAGUUUGCGGCAGUCACUUUCCCAGCUGGGCUUCACAAACGUCUCAGCCAAAAAAGAAAACUUCUGAACGCUGUAAAUUACGUCCUCUUCAGCCACCCAGCCAGCCGCUGGGGGCGCGGGGAAGCCGGCAGGCCUCCGUGGGCGCUCUCUUCCUGCGGGGGGUUCCUUGCCUUCCUCCUGGCCCUGCGCGGCGUGCUGGGCCGUGCUGGGAGCUUGGUUGCCGCCUGGAGGCCCCCGCGGGCCUGCCCACUGCGGAAGGGGCGGUGGGGGAGGGCCCGCCGAGGGUGGGAGGAGCUGGCCGCCAUCCCGUCCUGCCCUUGAGCGUCCUCUCACUCUCUGCAGCACCCUGACGUCUGCGACCCCGAGUACCUCCGGGCCAGGACCACAGCCUAGACCUGCAAGGUCCCCGGACGCCGAGAGGCAGGACCGAGCCCUGGUCAGGCCUGCGUGCUCCUACGUGACGGGAGACCUGCGGGCCUGCAGCGAGGGGCUGGCGGGGCCCCAGGAAGCUCCUCCAGGGGCUGGACCCCAGCACCUUCCUGACCGGGCCAGCCUCCCAAGCCUCCGGGACGAAGUGUGUGCGCUUGGCCUCUGACGCUGUGCUGCCGAAGCAGAAGAGAGCGGCUCUGGCUCCGGCCUCACAGGGGCCUCCCCGCAUCUGCCGCCGCAGGAACAGGGGUGUUUUCCUGAGCAUGGAGUAGAUUGUGAGCCCGCAACACUACUAGGUGGACAGCAAGUUUAAAAAGACACAACAUUGUAAUCUUUUAAAAAUAGUUUGUGCCUUGCAAAUAUACUCUAGGUCCGUCUCCAUGUGUGGCUGCCUUUGAAAGAAACACUUGCGUGUGGGCCAGCGGGCCCUGAAAGGGACGGAGCCUCUGGAGGCGCUCAGUCCCGUCCCCUCCUCCAGUGUUGGUGGCCUCCAAACCAGCCUCUCGCGUUGGGUGGGGACCUUCUGGAAGCGACUCCAGCCAGAGAGGCUUUAGGGAGACACGAGAGGGUCCCCCGGGGGUGAGAGGCUGUGCUUUGCCUCCAGGCACCGUUCUCAGAGCUGCCCCUCCGUGCCGGCACCGAGAAAGCCUUUUCCGCGGAUGCCCAACGAGAGCAUCGUUUUCUCCGGGGGACUUCUCUCGCUAGAGGCCAGGCUGAGGGGCCUCUCUGGGGAAGUGUGUCACCUUCGGUGUAACCUGUCAGGCAGGUGGAGGCUGCCACAGGGACACGGUCCACUGUCCUGCAGGAGCCAAGGCCCCAGACCCAAAGUGAGCAGUGGGUCUGGGGCAGGUGGGGAGCCGAGGCCCUGCUCCGCCCAUCUCCCACGCCUGGCUCGGGUGCUCUGGGCCCCCAGACCCCCCAGGCACUCUGUGUUGCUGCAGGCAGCGGUCUGGGUCACGCGAGCCACGG
Molecule: messenger RNA, 3200 nt
Organism: Callorhinus ursinus (northern fur seal)
Lineage: Eukaryota; Metazoa; Chordata; Mammalia; Carnivora; Otariidae
Gene: WDR20
Product: WD repeat domain 20
Molecular function (GO): protein binding
Source: RefSeq, a predicted model, not a curated record